AUGGUGGGGGCGAUUUUCUUCGUCAUCAUCAAGGGCACCAUGGAUUUGGGCGGACUGGGCGUGGUUAUUCAGCGGAAUUUCGACAGCGGACGACUGGAGUGGCCUGAAUGGACCCUUGAUCCCAAGGUGCGAAUGUCCAUGUUCGCAAUGAUGGUGGGCAACUUGGCCCACAACUCGUACAAUUUGGGCUGCAAUCAGAUUAUCACCCAGCGUUACCUAUCUCUACCCGGAAUCAAGGAGAUGGCGCAGUGCUCGUUCCUCUUCAUUUUCGGAUUGGUUGCUCUGAUGGCCAUCUGUCUCUACAAUGGACUUUUGCUAUCGGCAACUUACUACGACUGUGAUCCUUUGACCACAAAGUUGGCAGUGGCCAAGGAUCAGUUGGUUCCCCUUUUGGUAGUGCAAUCCAUGAGCUCAUUUCCCGGAGUUCCUGGCAUGUUUGUGGCCGGAGUGUUUAGUGCCGCCCUGAGUUCGCUGUCUACGGGCAUGAAUUCCCUGGCCGCUGUUUUCCUGGAGGACUACAUUAGACCCUUGAUGAGGAAACCGCUUACGGAACACCAGACAGCAGUCACCAUGCGUGUUUGUACGGUGCUCAUUGGAGUCGUUAGUGUGGCUUUGGUCUUUGUGGUCGAACAAAUGGGCUCCCAUGUGAUGCAACUUUCCAUGACCGUGGGAUCAGUGGUCCAGGGUCCGCUUUUGGGUCUUUUCGUUAUGGGCCUGCUGUGCCCAAGCAUCAACUCAAAAAGCGCGAUAGUGGGAUCUCUGGCCUCAUUCUUCUUUAUGGGCUGGUUGUGCUUAUCGGCCCAAUUGGCCAUUAACUCCGGGGAAAUGCAGUUUGAGAGCAAACCAGUUAGCGUAGAAGGCUGUGAUUACGAAUUCGAUCGAGAUUUAUUGACUCCUGCCAAUGCCACCAGUUUCAUUAACCAAGAAUCUGGAUCGCUCAGUUUUGCCCAGCAGCUGUACCACAUCUCCUUUAUGUUCUAUAGCGUUAUGGGUGCCACAGUGGGCGUGACAACCGCCCAUUUGGCUGGCUUCAUCUUUGGUCGCAAUAAGGCCGAAGAUGUCGAUAUUGAGUUACUAUCGCCAGUAAUUCGCGGUUUCCAGAAAUCCACCUAUUCCAGCUACUUUCAAUUGCGCUAUGGUGCUGGCAUACGCAAUUUGGGUUCCAUCCUCUUCAUUGUUGGAACGAUGCUGUGGCUUCCUGUGGCGCUCUAUGUACCGGCCAUCACCUAUAAUCAGGUGACUGGAACUGGCAUCCAUGUAAUUACGCCCAUUGUGUGCACUAUCUGCACUUUCUACACGUGUGUGGGCGGUCUGAAGGCCGUCAUCUGGACAGAUGUCAUUCAGAGCUUUGUGAUGUUUGGAUCCAUUUUGGCUGUUUGCAUUAAGGGCACCUUCGAUGUGGGCGGACUGGGCGUGGUCAUGCAGCGAAAUGAAGAUGGCGGACGUCUUAAUUCACCAGAGUGGACAAUGGAUCCCACGGUGCGACUUUCCAUGUUGUCUGUGAUUUUGGGCGGCACUCUGCAUAAGAUUCAGUCCUCGGAUGUCAACCAGGUGUCCAUUCAGCGAUUCCUCUCACUGCCAAGUUACGAACAUGCCAAGAGGUGUAUGCUGGUGUUUACCCUUCUCUUGAUAUUCCUCCUCAGCUGCUGCAGUUAUAUGGGAUUGGUAUCCUAUGCGGUUUACCACGAUUGCGAUCCAAUUAGUACUAAGCUAGCUACUGCCGUCGAUCAACUGCCUUCUCUGCUAAUGAUGCGAACUCUUGGUUCCUUACCUGGAUUACCAGGACUCUUUGUGUCUGGAGUUUUCAGUGCUGCCCUGAGCUCCCUUUCCACGGGUCUCAAUUCCCUGGCCUGUGUGAUUACCCAGGAUAUCGUAAGACCCUUGCUGAAAAAACCCAUGACCGAAAGGCAGACGGCUUUUUGGUUGCGGGCCAUUGUGGUUGUUUGCGGAUUCUCGUGCCUGGGAAUGGUGAACAUUGUGGAGAAGUUGGGUCAAGUGGUUCCAUUGGCCACCAGCACAGCAGCAGUUUCGAUGGGUCCUCUUUUGGGGAUUUACUGCAUGGGCGUUGGCCUGCCAUGGGUUAAGGGAAAGAGCGUUCUUGUGGGAAGCUUGGUAUCCUUUUUGGUGCUAUCCUGGAUAUGUAUCAAAGCACAAUUGGCUCAAAUGAAUGGAGAUAUUCGUUAUCCCAAACUACCCGUUUCAGUGGGUGGCUGUGAUUAUGCUUUCGAUAACCAAACAGUUCAUGAGACCAUCCACGGGUACAGACCCUCGGAAAGGAACCUCUACCAUUUAUCCUUCCUUUGGUAUACAGGUUUGGGUGGUGUGAUUUGUACUGUGGUCUCCGUGCUAGCUGGCUUUAUUUUCGGCUGGGAGGAUCUCAAUAAAAUGGAUCCCGCCUUGAUAACGCCCUGUAUGCGACGUUUUCUACCAAAAAAGAACUACCAGGCGGUUAAUAUGCAGGAUCUCUUUAAGAAGAAAGCCGAGAAUGAGACCCAAAGUGCUUCCUAAACUUUGUCAAUAAAAUAUGUACUUUUUGUUCUGUUGAAACUUUAAA
Molecule: messenger RNA, 2554 nt
Organism: Drosophila takahashii
Lineage: Eukaryota; Metazoa; Arthropoda; Insecta; Diptera; Drosophilidae
Product: sodium-coupled monocarboxylate transporter 1-like
Biological process (GO): sodium ion transport; transmembrane transport
Cellular component (GO): membrane
Molecular function (GO): symporter activity
Source: RefSeq, a predicted model, not a curated record